Molecule: messenger RNA, 942 nt
Organism: Protomyces lactucae-debilis
Lineage: Eukaryota; Fungi; Ascomycota; Taphrinomycetes; Taphrinales; Protomycetaceae
Exons: 1
Coding region: 1-942 (313 amino acids)
Source: RefSeq, a predicted model, not a curated record
AUGGGCGCCUUUUCAUUCUAUCAUUCAUCACAGAUGAGCCACUUGAUGCGUAGAGGUUCACUCACAAGGGCAAACUCUAUCUAUGGUUUCAUUCGUUCUCGACAAAACAGUCCUGGUGACUUGAUGUUUGAAGUUCAGGGUGGCGACAUCCAACCUCUCGAAGAUGCGUCACCAACGGCAGGACUGUCGCCGGCAUCUGCAUCCAUGCGACGCUGCAUCACCUCUGGAUCAGAUCUUUCUGCGAGUCCUACACGCGGCAUCUUUCAAGAAUUCCCGGCAUCCCCAUCAACCCUCAAUUUUGGCGAGACACGUCGUAACAGCAUUGGUGCUGCAGCGAUGCUCUUCAUUCCUCGAUACAACCCUGAACGUCCGGAUGAAUACAAGCGUGCGCAUCAACACAUCUUUGGUGGUCGUGCAUCUCAGUUUUCACCACCAGACAGACCUCCUCCCUCACCGCCUGCAACGCGCACCGGUCGCUCACCGAGACGAGAGCCCAUGCCUCGUCAUUUGAGCGCGACGAGUCAGCCUGAUUGGGUGAGCUCAUUGAGCAGUCCGCCUGCAUUGGAGGAAGUCAAGACACCAGAGACUGAUGUACCACUCAGUGCAUGGCUUCAGGCUGAGCCCAUCCAGUGGAACAACACGGCUCUUGGAGGACCUUUGUCGAGCACAGUGAUUACAAGAUCGCCAUCACCAUUGAAGCCUAGCAAAAGACGACCAAGACCUACACCGUUAUGCCUUGCCUCUUCUUCCUUCAUUGAGAUUGAGAAACGCAGUGCAAGCAUGUCGAGUGGCUCGAGCGCCAUGUAUACGCAGUCUUCUGCAGUUGGUUCAAGUACGUCUGAGUCGUUGUAUGCGCAACGCUCGCCCAUGUCGCCGUUGGCCAAGAGGUCGUUCGUCGCCAGGAGCGGUAGCGCUCCAUUGCAGUACGAGACUAAAAUAUAG